This is a messenger RNA of Salmo salar (Atlantic salmon), 855 nucleotides long. The record is from RefSeq and is a predicted model, not a curated record. Lineage: Eukaryota; Metazoa; Chordata; Actinopteri; Salmoniformes; Salmonidae.
GGGUAAGCCAGUUGGACUCAGGAGGGAGACAAGCCAAUCGCAGCGGUCCCAUAGAGGGCGAGAGACUACAGUUUCCCUGCAUCGACUGUCCCCACAACCAAUAGAAAACAGGCCAGGGUGCCUUGGACCGGUCAUCCCAGCAUGAGAUUCCUAAGAAAGAGGAAUUACAUGGAUUUGAAAGGGAAAGAUGGCUCGGGAUAUGUCAGACAUUGACAUCCUUAAGAUGGAGUUGGAACAGCUGAAGAAAGAGGUCUCAACACCCAGGGAGCCUGUGUCCAAGACAUCCAAGGACAUCAUGGAGUGGUGUGAGGCUGCGUCUGGUACCGACCUCCUGAUAACAGGAGUACCAGAUGAUAAGAACCCCUACAAGCCUGAGAAGGGAGGCUGCAUAAUCACCUAGCUCGCCUGGGGACAAACAGCCCCAGGUGGGACACAGGGAAAAACAUCAGAUUUAUUUGUCAGUUUCAGGCUUUUCAGCACUGUAAAGAGUGGUACAUAGCUGCAUUAAGUUAGCCAUGUGUUCCCAUGUGACUAUAACAAGAGAGACUUCCACUAGGUUAGCCAGUUUUGGACAACACAACAUUGCACACUGACUGGGCUACACAAAGGUCACCUCAGGUCACUUGGAGCUGAGGAGAAGGAGAUUUAUCCGGGGACGGUUCAGGGGAUUGGAGGGAUCACUUGGUUACGAUGGUGUCCUUCCUUUCUCUUUGACGAUCUAUGACCCUACCCUCCUCACCUGUCAGUUAUCUCUGGCGGUUCUAGAGCUUCCAAACAGGCUCCGGAAUGUUCCAAGUGCACCCACUACUGACCUGGUUUUGUUUUGCUUGUAAAUAAAGUGUAUCCAGUACAGCA